UUCAUCUCCACAGCAACAGCAGCGGAGCCUCAUGGGUAUUGCAGUAUUUAAAUCCGUCCGCCAUGUUGAGGAAACGGACUGAGCCUGACUUCUCUGAAACGAAGAGUAAAUAAUUCAAAGUGGAGGUGGAAACAUGAACCUGUGUGAUAGCUGCUACGUCCAGCCCCGCCGCUGCGGCUGGGGCCGGCCCGGUGGCUCUGUUUCCGGGUAGUUGUUGUAGGACUAACCGGUGUAGUGACGGUUGUGGGACCCGCGGCUCCUCCAGCAGCAGAGGGCGCUGUUCUCACCGUGACGCCCCCGUGUUUAUGGUUACCGUGGCAACAGAGCACCGGUCCUGUUUGUGAUGUUUUAACCGGCUCCGGUGAGUUCACCGUAACCGUCAGAAAGCAGAUUUAAUUAGAAGUUUCGGAUCUUUUCCACCGGAAGAUGCUGCUCAGCCAGAGAAGAACCAGGUGCCGGGAGUUCACCGGACCGACGCCUCACUCCGUGGCCGUGAGAGCGAAGCUCCCGUCGUCACGGCCCGCAGACCACCUGAUCCUGGAGAGGCAGAGACAGGACGCCGCCCGGGACCAGGUCCUGGAGUUCACCAGGUACCAGCAGACCUGCGACGUGAAGAACUCGUGGCUGAAGAGUUCGGACCGUCACUUCCUGAGAGGAACGGUCCAGAGAGAGAUCAGAGCUGCGAUGAAACGACACGAGUCCGACAUCGAGGAGAGGAGACACAGGCUUCGUGAGCUGUUGGAGGCAGAGGAGCAGCAGCUCCUGCAGGAGGUGGAGGAGAAGAAGGAGACGACAGUGGAGAGACAAGCCAAGAUGAGAGAAAAAGCCAAAGUCCUGAGAGAGAGAAGAGAGAGUGAGAGACAGCAGCUGGUCUCAGACAAACUGGAUCAGCUGUUCAGGGAGCAGUGUGACGAGCUGCGGACCAUCCAGACCAGACGCAGGGAGCAGCAGGUGUGUGCGGAGCGAGAGGCUCAGGUGAGGAGUGAACAGGAGGAGCGGCAGCGGCGGCAGGAGGAGGAGAAGCUGUUUGAGGAGCUGUGGGAGGCCGAUCGUCGAGCCAAAGAGGAGAGGGAGAGGAGGAGAGUGCAGACGCAGCAGCAGAGGAACAUGGAGCAGCUGGACGUCCUGAAGACUCAGAUGGAGGCGGCAGAGCAGCAGAGACAGAAGGAGAAGGAGCUGAGGGAGGAGGAGGCUCGACUCAGGCUGCAGCAGCAGGAGAUGCAGCUCCUGCAGCAGCAGCGGGAGCAGCACCAGAAGCUGCGGGACCAGCAGACCAGGCGGCGGCAACUGGACCAGGGCUUCAGGCUGAAAAUGAAGCGUCUGGCCCGAGAGCAGCAGGACGAGCUGCAGCUGGACAUGAGCAUCCUGCAGCAGCUGCUCCGACAGGAAACAGACGAGAAACAGGAAGCUGCUCAGAGGAAGACGGAGCUGCGUGAGGAGCAGAGGAGGUACCGACAGUAUCUGUCUGAGGAGCUGCAGAAGCAGAGGAGGGAGGAGAAGGAGACGGAGCGGCUGAUCGAGGAGAAGCUGAAGGAGACCUGGACCAAGAGGGAGGAGCAGAGCCGCCUGCAGCGGGAGGCCAGGACCCGGCUGAUGGACGAGGUCCUGGAGGCUUGGCGCCUGCAGAUCCAACGGAAAUUGGACCUGAACCUGCAGCAGUGGGCCGAGCUCUGCAGAGAGAGGGAGGAGCUGAGCAGAGCGAUGGAGGAGAUGAAGGUGGAGGAGGAGGAGGAGAGGAGACGUCAGAGGCAGACCAGCGAGGCGUACCGGGCUGACCUCCGGGCCCAGAUGGAGCAGCAGGAGCGGGUCCGGUCUGAGGCUCAGGCUCAGGCUCAGAGGGAGCAGCAGCAGGGUCUGAUCCUGCAGCAGCUCUACGACCAGAAGAAAAACCAGAUCCUGUCCAGACCGGCGUCCCACAGCGCCUCCUCCUCCCAUCCCUUCAGGAGAGCAGAGGGGUCCAGGUCUGCCCCCAGACCCCGUCUGAAGCCUGAACAGGAAUAAAGUCUGUUGUCUGA
Lates calcarifer (barramundi perch) is the source of this 2015-nucleotide messenger RNA. RefSeq names its product cilia- and flagella-associated protein 53. The transcript is spliced from 8 exons. Bases 427 to 2001 code for a protein of 524 amino acids. Lineage: Eukaryota; Metazoa; Chordata; Actinopteri; Centropomidae. The record is from RefSeq and is a predicted model, not a curated record.